This is a messenger RNA of Gorilla gorilla gorilla (western lowland gorilla), 1031 nucleotides long. RefSeq names its product chymotrypsin like elastase 1 (gene CELA1). The coding region runs from base 96 to 896 and encodes 266 amino acids. NCBI's taxonomy places the organism in Eukaryota, Metazoa, Chordata, Mammalia, Primates, Hominidae. The record is from RefSeq and is a predicted model, not a curated record. Gene Ontology annotation, biological process: proteolysis. The transcript is spliced from 8 exons. Gene Ontology annotation, molecular function: serine-type endopeptidase activity.
GCCAGUUGGCAAGAAGACAGUCAGCUUUGCUGCUAAGAGGAGUAUAAAGAGGGCUUGGUCCAAGCAAGAAAGCAGUGGUCUACUCCAUCGGCAACAUGCUGCGCUUCCUGGUGUUCGCAACCCUGGUCCUUUAUGGACACAGCACCCAGGACUUUCCGGAAACCAAUGCCCGCGUAGUCGGAGGGACUGAGGCCGGGAGGAAUUCCUGGCCCUCUCAGAUUUCCCUCCAGUACCGGUCUGGAGGUUCCUGGUAUCACACCUGUGGAGGGACCCUCAUCAGACAGAACUGGGUGAUGACAGCUGCUCACUGCGUGGAUUACCAGAAGACUUUCCGCAUGGUGGCUGGAGACCAUAACCUGAGCCAGAAUGAUGGCACUGAGCAGUACGUGAGUGUGCAGAAGAUCGUGGUGCAUCCAUACUGGAACAGCGAUAACGUGGCUGCCGGCUAUGACAUCGCCCUGCUGCGCCUGGCCCAGAGCGUUACCCUCAAUAGCUAUGUCCAGCUGGGUGUUCUGCCCCAGGAGGGAGCCAUCCUGGCUAACAACAGUCCCUGCUACAUCACAGGCUGGGGCAAGACCAAGACCAAUGGGCAGCUGGCCCAGACCCUGCAGCAGGCUUACCUGCCCUCUGUGGACUACGCCAUCUGCUCCAGCUCCUCCUACUGGGGCUCCACUGUGAAGAACACCAUGGUGUGUGCUGGUGGAGAUGGAGUUCGCUCUGGAUGCCAGGGUGACUCUGGGGGCCCCCUCCAUUGCUUGGUGAAUGGCAAGUAUUCUGUCCAUGGAGUGACCAGCUUUGUGUCCAGCCAGGGCUGUAGUGUCUCCAGGAAGCUUACAGUCUUCACCCGGGUCUCUGCUUACAUCUCCUGGAUAAAUAAUGUCAUCGCCUCCAACUGAACAUUUUCCUGAGUCCAACGACCUUCCCAAAAUGGUUCUUAGAUCUGCAACAGGACUUGUGAUCAAAAAGUAAAACACAUUCUAAAAGACUAUUGAGCCAUUGAUAGAAAAGCAAAUAAAACUAGAUAUACAUUA